Rangifer tarandus platyrhynchus (Svalbard reindeer) is the source of this 1431-nucleotide messenger RNA. Lineage: Eukaryota; Metazoa; Chordata; Mammalia; Artiodactyla; Cervidae. The record is from the annotation of a GenBank genome assembly.
AUGAAGAAGCUUUUUGGCUUCGGGAGUAAGAAGGGAGUGUCGUCGCCCUUUGGCUCCUCCAUCAGCUCGGGGAGAGACAGCGGUGAUAGAAUCAACUUCCAGCCCGGGUACCACAUCCGAGACAAGGACCUCAGAAAGAUCCACAAAGCUGCCACUGUGGGCAAUGUAGCCAAAGUGCAACAGGUUCUGUUGAUUGGAAAAAAUGACCUGAACGACAGGGAUAAGAUGAACAGGACUGCGCUCCACUUGGCCUGUGCCAAUGGCCAUUCGGCGGUGGUAACUCUCCUCCUGGAGAGAAAAUGCCUGCUUAACCUCUGUGACAGUGAACACAGGACGGCGCUGAUGAAGGCCGUGGAAUGCCAAGAGGAGGAGUGCGCGACUCUCCUUCUGGAGCACGGCGCGGACCCGAACGUCAGGGACGUCCGCGGGAACACCGCGCUCCACUACGCCGUCUACUGCCAGAAUAUGUCACUCGCAGCAAAGCUGCUUUCCUACGACGCCGACAUAGAAGCCAGGAACAAGUGUGACCUCACACCUCUGUUACUUGGCAUAAGUGAAGGAAAAGAGCAAAUAGUGGAGUUUCUUGUAAACAAAGGAGCAAAUAUACAUGCGGUUGACAACUUGAAAAGAACAGCCCUCAUUCUUGCUGUCAAUUAUGGAUCAGCAAAUAUCGUCAGUCUUCUUCUUCAGCAAGGUGCUGACAUCUUUCCUCAAGAUGCUUUUGGAUGGACUGCAGAAGAAUAUGCUGUUAUUGGUGGCUUUAAUAUUAUUCACCACCUGAUUUCUGAAUAUAAAGAAGAGAGACCUAAAACUCCUCCUGAAAUUAGCAACCCAGAGAAUCAGAGUCCUGAAGAAGACUCUUUAAGCAGGUUUUGCAGUGAACCUCGUGCUGAUUUACGGGUUACAUCAGAUUAUGGCGUCUUAGACUUGGACACCAAGAGUAUCUCUGAGAGCCUGCCACAGAAGUAUGUGGAUUGUUUAUCUGGAGCUGCUGGUCAAAGAGGAAAAAAGACAUUAAAUGGACAAGUAGAAGAUUCUCCUGAGAAAUACGUUAAUGUGAAGCCUGCAGCCUCAGUGGAAGAUUUUGUUCCUAAGAAAAAAGUCCGAAUGAAGGAUUUCCAAACAUCCAGUUCAGAUUGGUCUUCUACUGCUUUGAGCCUCAGUGAUGAGACUUCUCAAAGAGCUGGGCAUUUGAAAGUUGAUGAUCAGUGUCCACUGACGUCACAAUCAAUGACCAAAAAUCAGUCAACAUCCACCGAAUUUGGACGGAUGCCCUUAACAGAUACUGUAAAGACGAAUAUUGCGGCGGUGUUUCUGGUAGGGAAUUCCAUGCUCCAUGACCUGUGCCAGUCUCAAGAGCCAGAAAACAGAGAAGGCGAACAAGGAGCAAGCGUCUUUGAAUUUCAUGGCUGCAGUCACCAUCUGCAUUGA